Molecule: messenger RNA, 8980 nt
Organism: Solea senegalensis (Senegalese sole)
Lineage: Eukaryota; Metazoa; Chordata; Actinopteri; Pleuronectiformes; Soleidae
Product: RNA-binding protein Musashi homolog 2
Exons: 15
Coding region: 152-1375 (407 amino acids)
Cellular component (GO): cytoplasm
Molecular function (GO): RNA binding
Source: RefSeq, a predicted model, not a curated record
GAGGGAGCAGGGGGCUGAACUGAUCCCACGUGUGACGCUUUCAUUCCCGGCUCAGUAAUAUUCUCAUAGCGGGGCUUUGCAUAUCUCCUGCCGUAUCUGUGUGUGUCUGUCACUGUUACUGUAGUCCCAGCCUAGACUUUUUGGAAUAGAUAUGGAAGGAGACGGGAGUCAAGCCACAUCCGGAAGCCUAAACGACUCACAACAUGACCCGGGUAAAAUGUUUAUCGGUGGCCUCAGCUGGCAAACCUCACCAGACAGCCUUAGAGACUAUUUUAGUAAAUUCGGAGAAAUAAGAGAAUGUAUGGUGAUGAGAGACCCCACGACAAAACGUUCAAGGGGAUUCGGGUUUGUUACGUUUACAGAUGCUGCCAGUGUAGAUAAAGUCUUAGCCCAACAACACCACGAAUUAGACUCAAAGACGAUUGAUCCUAAGGUUGCCUUUCCCCGUCGCGCCCAGCCUAAGAUGGUCACGAGAACAAAGAAAAUAUUUGUGGGCGGCUUGUCGGCCAAUACAGUAGUGGAAGAUGUGAAGCAGUAUUUUGAACAGUUUGGGAAGGUUGAUGACGCCAUGCUUAUGUUUGAUAAGACUACUAACAGACAUAGAGGAUUUGGUUUCAUAACUUUUGAGAGUGAAGACAUCGUUGAGAAAGUCUGUGAAAUUCAUUUUCAUGAAAUCAAUAACAAAAUGGUAGAAUGUAAGAAGGCCCAGCCCAAGGAGGUGAUGUUCCCACCAGGUACACGAGGGCGAGCCAGGGGUCUGCCCUACACCAUGGAUGCCUUCAUGCUGGGGAUGGGCAUGCUGAGUUACCCUAACAUUGUGGCGACGUACGGCCGCGGAUACACUGGAUUCGCACCAAGCUACAGCUACCAGUUCCCUGGCUUCCCAGCGACAGCAUAUGGACCGGUGGCAGCAGCGGCGGUAGCAGCAGCGCGUGGCUCAGGUAGGGGGGCCCGUGGAAGAGGCGGCUACUUGGCGUACCCACAGAGCACAGGGCCAGGCCUCCCCGAUUAUGGGUUUUACUCUGCGCCCAGUGACCAGAGGGGGGGCCCCUGCUCCUUUGCUGACUAUGGCUCCCUGGGGCCCCAAGCGGCUCAGAUGCUGCACAGUGAGCAUGCCACCUCCGCCUGCAACUCCCCCCUCCAGCACCUACACAGCCCGGAUCAGUUUAAGAACCCAGGCACUAACCCGUCAAGGCCCGGAGGUUUUCCUGGUGCUAACAGUCCAGGGCCCGUGGCUGACCUGUAUGGACCGAGCAGCCAGGAUUCAGCUGUGGGCAACUACAUCAGUGCUGCUAGCCCCCAGCCUGGCUCCGGGUUUGGCCCCAGCAUCACAGGCCCGUUGAUUGCAACAGCUUUUACAAAUGGAUACCAUUGAGCAGGUGGCCGGUUGCCAUCUCAUCAGAGCAGAGUAUAUCUGGUGGCCCAGGAAAGACAGGACGAAGUUUCUAAUUGGCUUUGUGUGCAGGUGAUGCUAAUCCAACUUCAAGCACUACAGUGUCACCCAUGUGAAAAGAAGGAAAAGUGGGAAACCACAUGAAGAUGAAGAAAAGCAAAGAAAAGAAAAGAAAAGAAAAGAAAAGAAAAGAAAAGAAAAGAAAAGAAAAGAAAAGAAAAGAAAAGAAAAUGUUAGUCAUCUCAGAAAAUUAACAACUGCUGUACUAUAAUCCAAACCUCCUAUAACGUUCACAACCUGGUUUGGUCUAUGAUGUUUCACGUCUGUCUCAUGCACCUGUUUCCUUCCUCUGUCAGCUUUUCUUUUCAUCAGUUUUCUUUUUAGCGAGUCGUUUUUAGUUCCACCCUAAUUUGUGUCAUUUUUCAUUUGACCUUCUGGUAUAUUUGUGUCAAUGGAAUGUUUUUGUUUGAAGUGUGGGGGGUGGGGGUGGGCGGUGUGGGGUUUACAGCCAAGAAUAUCUGCAAGUCAUGUCUCCAUCUCUGUAUUGGUCAGUGUAAAGGAAAAAUGAUGGGAUGUUACAUUCAGUCUUCCCGCCAAAAAAAAAAAAAUCUUGGGGAGAAAAAAAAAAUUACUGAAACUUUAAAGAAGGUAUCUAAGUAAUAAAUCUUAGUAGCUGUUUUAUUUCUUGUGCUGUCUCAUUGUUAACCAUAAUUACCUAUUUUUGGGCAAUACAAAGAGGACUCCAAUAUUUUUAUGGUCCUUUUUUAUAAGUGUUGUUUUUUUGUUGUUUAGAAAUAUAUAUAUAUGCUAUAACAAAUUUCAUAUAACUACAUUGUGAAUUCAAACUUAAGAAAAUGAAAUGUAGCUGUACAUAUUAUUCCAGUCACUGCAUAUAACCAACUCAGUGAGAGAAUAGCAUAUUUUUGUGAUGGUGUGUCAAAAGAACAUGUUAUAGCGUGUGAAUAGAAGACGAAGCUAUAAACAGUAACUAUUAUUAUUAUUAUUAUUAUUACAUGUUUUUUUGUUUGUUUUUCUGCUGGAAAAACGACCCCAGAGUCAAACAGAACAGAACACGACACACUCGCUCUGUAAAUACUGAAGCUGAAUCAUUUUACAAACGUGUCAUACCAGCAAAUUUACAAACACAGAGUCAAACCAACACAGUUUUAAGAUGAGAAGAUGAGAAUUAAAAAAAAAAAAGAGCCUGAUUUGUUGAACAUUAUCAGCAUCAUUUCAAAGAGAUUUUAAAAGAAAAAGAAAAAAAGACGACUGAAUCCAAAGCACACUGUACUUCGUUAGAACUUGAACCGGGCUUUUUUUCCUUUGCUCUGUGCAUCCUGACACUUUUCUACUCUUGUUAGGAACUUGUUAGACGUCUGUUUUCCUUUGUUUCAUCCUGCGUGUUUCUGAUUCUUUUUGUUGUUGUUGUUGUUGUUGUUGUUGUUGUUGUUGUUUUGGAACAUGAUACCUGGGCUCUGUGUCCGCGAGCCGCUGUGUGACGCUGUUCUCUGAAACCGUUCUUCUUUUUCUUAUUUUUUGGAUGAAUUCGUUAAAAGUAAACAUUUUGAUACCAUACCUCAGCCUUCGUGAGUUCUAUUGAUGAAUCAUUGGCAGGUUUUAAUUUAUUCUAUAGUGGCAAAUACAAGUGGAAAAAACACUGAAAGCUGAAUAAAGUGAGUAAUCAUUGCACUGUGAGUAGUGAAGUACAGGCCAUUGUUCCUGUUUGCACAUGUAUAUGUUGGCUUGUUAAGAGCGGCCCUGUGUGGGAUAGAAUGAAGGAGAUUUUUGGGUUCACGUUUUCUCGACUUGACAAACACUUCAAAAAAGUUUUGAGGUGAGUUAACCGCUUGGGAAAUAGUAAGUGAUAUGUCACAGUGUACAUUUCUUUAUAUAUUCGACCCAUGCAUCAUCUGAAGAUAUUUAUACAGGGUCAAAAGGUCACACUGAAUUAUUCGCUGUCUGUCGCUGCACCAGGUUUUUACACAAGAUAAUAAUAAUGCUCUGGAGUGCAGCCUGCUUUUUAACAUCACUGAUGGAAUGAAUGGUGUGUGUGUGUGUGUGUGUGUGUGUGCGCGUGUGCGUGUGUGUGUUCUCUGAACUACUUUACCUGCUGCACACGUGUUUGUUGUUUUCAUUUUUGAACCCACUUUCUUGUCUCAUUUCUUUUCUUUUUUUCCAAACAACCAGGUAAAAGAAAUAUGCUGGAUACUUCAAAAGUAAAAAGAAAAAAAAAACAAACAAAAAAAGAAAAAUAUGGAAGUGUGAUCAAGUAUCAAGAUAAAAAGUAAAGAGGAAAAAAAAAACACACCCUUGUAAUGUUCAAAUGUAAAAGAAAAUACAAAACUAUAAAAAAAAACAACAAUGAAAGAUGCUUCUCUGCUGAUUUCAAGUUUAAUCAGAGUUUUAUUGAUACUUUGUGGUUUAUAUAUGAAUAAUUGUAAUAUACUAUUAAAAUGUAACUGUGCAUCCAUCGCUUUCUCUCUUUCCAUUUGCCAUCCUCAAAGAUCGGACUCUCUUUUGUUGAUCAUUCAUGUAUUUCAUUAGUGUGUAAAGAAACUUCACAGUUAACUUGUAAACAGAGUGCUGUCUUUGAUACCAGUGUAGUGCUCUUUGUUGUUCUCCCUCACUCUACCUCUCCUCUCUCUCCCUCUCUCUCCCCCCUGCGCACUCUUUUUCUAUCUCCUGUAAUUACAAAGUAGAUGUUAUAUAGGACUCAUUAAUAUAAUACUUGUAGUGAAUAGUGGACUUAGGACCAGUCAAGAUAGACCUUUCUCUAAAUGAUCAUGUUAUUCUGAUAUUUUGAUAGAUGUUCAUUGUAAUUUACUCCCUGUACGUUUUUUUUUUCGUUUUUUUUUUUCUGUUUUCUUUCGGUUUUAUCGCCACGCUCACAUGGUUUCAGCUAACCAAAGCUCUCAUAGAUGGAUAACAGAGAGAAAACAGAAUUGUACACCUGAAGGCAUUAUUUGGAACCCCCACCCUUGAAUGUUUUAGCAAGGGGUGUGUGCCAUACUACCUUAAAUGCUAACGCUAGAUAUGCAAAACCUACAUUUUAGUUUGUAAGAGGGACUUGUGCUGUAAUCAUGGGGAAAUAUUUAAAAGAAUAAUUAAAAAAAAAUCAUUUCAUAUUCUUUUAAGUUUACAUCACGAGUCCUAAAAUCACCUGCAGUGCUGUAUAAAUGACCUUUAAUACAAUAUCAUAUAUGUCUUAAUGCAUUUUAAUAACACUCUUUGCAUUCUCUUAUUUCUUUCAAAACCUUUGUUAUUCUUAUCAAUUCUAAUUAAACAUUGCUAACACAUACUGACUUUAUAGAAGUGUGUGUGUGUACAAAUGACAAAUCAAUCCUCCAAUCAGACUUGUUUAUUCCUUAAUAAGUGAUUUACUCUUUGUGCUUCACAUGAUUAAAUGAAUGACAAUCCAGUUAUGAGCAGAUGAAAUAAAAAGUGGCAAUAAAUUCAGACAAAUGGAUGAAACUCAGUUAAAAGCCAGGCUAAAAACAUAUGUCUUUAGUUUCCCAUUAAAAAUAUUGAUUCUCUCUGUGGCCCUCGUUCUUUCAGAAAUGAGGAAUCUCACCAUGGAUUUUUGGUUUAAUUUUAAAGAUAAUUAAGAGGGAGCUACCUAAAGAGCUGAGGGUUCAAGCAAAUACAAUUAAUAAGUGGGAAUCAGAGCAUUAAGAAACCUUUUAACCUUUAAAAGAAACAACAAAAACACAUUUUAAAUCACUUCUAAACCAAAAAACUAGCUGCGCUUUCUUUGUGCACCACGUCAUAACGUGUGCAUGUGAGUUCUGGAGCAAAUGUCACUGAGAUAUGUUAUUUUUACAGACACUGUACAUGACAAUACAGUAACAAUAUAGUCAUAAUAUGGUUACUCGUAAUAGGAAAGUAAUACUCUUCUUAUUUGCUGAAUACUAAUGUGGAAAUAACAUGGUACUACUGUAAUAGUACCACACUAUUACAUUGUUAUUAGUAAGGUGACUGUUAUACCAUAAGUCCUAAAACAUAAGCAUGUUCAUUGUUACUGUACUGCAGUGUAAAGUCGACAGUAGAUGUUUUGACCUGAGAGAGAAACAGAUUUUCUUUAUUAUGUUUCUGACAUCAGUCAAAACAACAAUACUUCAGUGUUUAGACAAGAUAGUUCAAUAUCUAAACUAGUUUAAUAUGUAAACUACAGGUCGAAAAUGGCAUCUUCUGUCCCAGUGUGUGUAUCUUUGGUGGAGUUAUAGGGCCAAUCUAAAGAAAUUGUGAGUAAUGAGAUAAAAGUCGUAAAAUGACAAGUCUCUCAGUAAAAAGCAGCAGAAAGGACUGGAUGACAGCCCGACUCUUCCUCCAGCAUUUAUUGCAAUGCCAUAUGUCUUUAAUUUAUCAUAGGAAUCCAUAUGCAGUAAAGCCUUGGGCCCUCUGUUGUUGUACUGACGCCGCUGUCAUGCUCGCCAGAGUCCCACUAUUUUUGUAAUGUUUAGCUUUUUUUCUCAUAAUGACUUUUUUCUUGUAAUGUGACAAAUUUGGUCUUCUAAUUGUACAACUUUUGCUCUCAUAUUGACUAAAACAAGUCAUAAUAUUACAAGAAAAAAGUCAACAUAUGAGAAUAAAGUUGUAACAUUACAAGGAUAAAGGCACAAUAUUCUGAGAAAAAAUGUUGUAACAUUAAAAGAAUAACGUUCUCACAUUACAACUUUUUCUCAUAAUGAUUGUAAUAUAAUUAGUUUUUUCCCAUAAUAUUAUGUGAAAGAUAAAAAUAAUUUUUCUUUAGUAUUAUGUAAAUUGUCUUAAAUAUCUGAGUCAUAGGUCCACGCUGUGACUCUGGACCAGCGCCUGAAGCUGCAGUGAUUCUUCUUUAAUCCAAAUUAAAGCAGAAAAGAACAUUUUAAACGUUGAUUGUAUUAAUUCUCAGCUCUUGCUCCAAACACUGUGCUAUAGGAUGUCCAUGUUUCAGACCGGUUACAUGUGCACGCGCUGCUGUGAUCCGAGAAUAAACAAACCAAUUAUGAAGCCAAUUCAGUUUCAGAGCUCACGCUGUGUUCACACUCCAGUCAAGAGCUGUUUCAAUUAAACAUCAUCUGCCUUUUUUAUAUCAGUUAUUUCAUUCAUCUCAUGAGGUUUUUAAUUGAAUGUUACACACAUUACAAUAAUAGAUAAGAUAAUGUUUUUUAUUAUUCUCAUCUAAUAUUGACUGUCAGAUUACAUACAGUACGUACAGUAAUGGCAGCUUGGUCGGUGACAUUAUUAGAUCAAUGAUUUCAGCGAUGCCAGAAAGCCUGAAAAUAGGUGAAUAUUCCAAAAGAUGUUAGGUCUAUCAAAUAAAACUCAAUUGUUUAUUAUUAACAUACAGUAAUACAAUAUUUACCCCGCCAAAAAACUCACAUUAACUUAUUUAAAAAUAUGUCCCAACCUUAAUAGCACAUUAAAGUGCAUAAUGUUAACUUUAAGUGGAAAUGAAUCAAUAAUUAUAUUUAAUUUGUAUAGUGUAUUGUCCCUUAAAUUUGAGUUUGUCUGAAUAUUUUGUUAAAAACAUUACACCAGUAAAAGAAGGUCAAGCAUAAAAUACUCUAUUCACUCUGUGUGUCUUCACUGCGGCAGCGCAAAGUGGCUGAAAGUGAAUAAUUAAGCAGUUAAGACUGAAAACCUUAACCUUCAAUUGGUUCAUUUCUCCCACCAUGAGAGAAGAAAAGGCCUUUUUGUGUUGUUUUGUGAUCCUGUCGCUUGGACUUUAAGGUAGCAUGGCUCUGUUGCUGUAAUUUCAUUUUAUGUCAAACUGACAGCGGUUUACAGCUGAUGAAUGUCACACAUCUUAGUAGACUAGCUUAUCCAUUUGGGGAGAGGGGAGGGUCUCGGUUUAAUCAAAAAAAGUUUCAAAAAAAAAAAAAGUCAAACCUGGAUGGUGUUGACGUUUGUAGUGUACUACUGUAUCCAUUUAAACUUGAAUCUCGAGGCAAGUGCUAGGCAAUGGCCAAACUAGUGAUCCCAUCUGUUGUGAGGAAACCCCACACGCACACGCACACGCACACGCACACACAUGCUUGUGAGAUUUUUGUUGCCUUGAACGUAAAUCUGUCUGGCGUCAUGAAUCUGAGCAACUGUGAGAUCAGACGAGGAGCGUUUCAGGCUCCUCUCGUAUUUCUUACUAAUUAGAUUGUCUUUCGAGGCUUAAUGAAAGUUUUGGAGCAUUUUUACCAAAAAAAUAAAAAUAAAAAAAGUAUUCAUUGUGGUGCUAAUGGCGUUUCACAGCAGACACUGUGCCCUUAUCUCUGAGAGAUACCGGAUACUGUCACAGUGACCACACGUCCACAGAAUGACCCUCAACUAUCUCACGCUCCCUUCUUUCAUGGUAGAAACAUGUGGACAUGAAAUCUUCAAGGUGACAGAAAUAACACAAGUUGUACUGGUUUAGUUUUGUGUUUUAGGGAAAACUUUCCCAUCUCAUUCAUGUUCAUUGAAUGAAAAUAGUAUGUACAUUUGCAACACACUGUACUGCGCAAAGGUCUUAGGCCACCACUGAUGGAAAAUUAUGAUUGUAUGUAAAAACGAGUUCCCACUCAUGCAACAUGUGUAUGGUAUGCUCAUGCAUGUUUUGAAUAGAGCCGUCAAGCGCCGCAGAACGGCAUUGUGGGUCCAUUGUGUCACUUUUUGGUCACAUUAUUGUGUGAAUCCAAAUGUUCAACUUUGCAAACGGCAGCCAAUUCAGUAAAAUCCCAACACAGGUGCUCGUCGAUCAAAUCACAUUAGUUUAAAUUUAACUUAACAAGAUUUGCUCCAUAGUUAGCCAGGACAGACACAUGUAGCGCCAAGCAUCAGACCAACAUGUACGUGUACAUUUUUACACAUAUUUCCUGUAUUUUAUCAUUGACCGUAUGGGGGGGAAUAAAGCUCCUACAGGCUAAAGAGUCAAGCAUUUACACAUUAAAGUGUAAAUAUUUUCAAAUGAUUAUCUAUUUUCAUGAUAGCAUCGCUAAAACAAAUCCACUGGUGGCAUAAGACUUGCACAGUACUGUAAAUAAGUGGAAAUGCAGUAGGCUACACACACACACACACACACAUUUGCCUCAUUUACCCAGGUUCAUAGUAAUUGUCAAAUCAUGACUUUAUCAGUUGUGGCUCCCGUGGCAUGAUGUGACGUUUGGUGUGUGGCCUGUGGACAGAAGCCUCCAAGUCCUUCACACUGUGUGGACGCUUCUCUGCAGGCUCAGCACACGGCUCACUUCACUGCUGUCUGCCCAUUCCUAACACUUGCCCCCUUUUUUUAUGUUAACCGACUUUUUAUGGCGAGAGACAGACAGACUUGACUGACAUCUGAAAGCAUCUUUCAGGUUAUCAUAUGGCUUGCUUAAGCCCUGUUGUAAAGUAUACUUAAAAUAAUGAUAAUAAUAAUAACAAUAAUAAUAUUAAUAAUAAUAAUAAUAACAAGAACAAUAAUAAUAAUGGAUGGGGGUCUCUCACAUAUCAAAUGUGGAAAGUCUAAUUUUAUAUUUGUAUUUUCAAAUAAUAAUAUUGACAAAAAAUGUCUGUGAAAGGUUUCCAUCCUCUACUGUGGUCCAGAAAUUGAUGUGUCUGUCUGGAAAAAUAAAUAAAAUAAACUGGAUUGUUAUAUUA